Rhineura floridana is the source of this 5019-nucleotide messenger RNA. RefSeq names its product ral guanine nucleotide dissociation stimulator like 2 (gene RGL2). Gene Ontology annotation, cellular component: plasma membrane. Gene Ontology annotation, biological process: positive regulation of GTPase activity; Ras protein signal transduction. The coding region runs from base 1232 to 3526 and encodes 764 amino acids. The record is from RefSeq and is a predicted model, not a curated record. Lineage: Eukaryota; Metazoa; Chordata; Lepidosauria; Squamata; Rhineuridae. Gene Ontology annotation, molecular function: guanyl-nucleotide exchange factor activity. The transcript is spliced from 18 exons.
CUGGGUUUCCAGACCCCCAUUGUGCUCUUUCCUCCAAUGGGGCGGAAGAGGGGCCCUGCAAAGUCUGUGCUGGGGAAGGAAAGAGUAUGCCUGAGGAACAGAAAGAACAGCGUCUCCUGGUCUGGUUUCCACGGGAAUGUUUUUGGAAGGCCUGUGCCAAGGGCUGGGUGGUAGAGAUUUCCUCCUGCGUCUUGGGGGCCUGAAUCCUCCCUCUGUUGGGGUGGGAAGAGCAAUUUUACCUUCUAUGGGGAGGGCCCAUUGCCCCCCUGCCCAGCAGGUUCCCUCCUGAUGGGAGCUAUAGUCCAAAACAUGAGGAGGGCGCCUUCUUGGAAAAGGCUGGAGUAGACGCAGGGCCUUGACAGGCAACUCGUCAGGCCUUUUAAGGCAACUGCACAUCUUCAGGCAUCGGACGUGGCGUGGAGAUUCACACAAACAAGACUCUGGGCCUCUGCCAACAUUUGGCAGCCCUCCAGCUUCCCUGCGUGAGCCAGUUCCAGGUUUUAUGCCUGUCUUCUUGCAGCUGGCCAGAGCUGCACCUUUCUGACCUCUCAAUCUGCUCCAGGUUUUCCUUUUCUCUCUCUCAUCUGGGCCUCACUGUCUGGAUCCUGCUCUGGUUUCUCCACAGCUCUCAUGAGUCCAAUCCUGCUCCAUUCCAAGUCUUAGAUGAAGCUGUCCCCAUUUGCACUAAUUCCCCGUUAGUCAUGCUGCUGUUUCUGGGUUUUUUGAACCUGCAACUCUGAAUCCGCCAAGGCUGACGUCAGGUUUUCUGCCUGCUUCCUGACUCUAUUCCCGGUCCCUGGUUGUGGAUCCAGUUCCAGCUAUUUCUGCAGCAUUCCUGGGUAAACUCCUGUUCCAUGGUUUGGGCUUUCCAUGGCUGGUUUUGCUACGAGCUUCUUUGCCCAGUCUCUCUGGCUCCAGUCCCCGGCUGGAAUCCAGUCCCAGGCUUUCUGCUCUCCCCCAGUCUCCUGGCUCCGUUCCCAGCCUGUUCUGCUCUGGGUUUCCCGUUCUCGUUGCUCCUGGCUCCGUUCCCAGCUUGCUCCACUUCCGGACUUUCCAUCCUGCCCCCUCCCUUGGCCCUCGCCCAGGUCUCUGCCCGGUGAAGGCUGCCAGCCGCAGGGGCAGCAGCGGAGGCACGCCUGGGUCCCACUCCGCUGCCUGCCCACUUUGCCCCAGGCCAUGAUCCCUUUUCCUGAAGCAGCCAGCUGCUGGGGGGAGUGAGGGGAGGGGCCGGAUGCUGCCCCGCUCUCUGCGGCACCUGCUGGACGGGGGAGGGGACGCAGGGGUGACCCUCAGCGCCUUCAGGAGCCGGACCCCCGAAUCGGAGUGUUGCCCCCAAAGUCCUGCACAGCCCCCCGUGACGUUGUGGGAGGAGGCAGAGGACGGCGUCAUCUACACCGUCAGCUCUCGUCCGCCAGGGGGCGCCACCAGAGGGAGCGUGGUCACCGGGGGUACUGAGGACCCGGCGGGCGUUUCAGGUCAUCCAGGGGUGGCGACGGCUGCUGCUGCUGCUGCGUCCGGUUCCCCCGCUGGCCGGUCGCGGGCCCUGAAGGCUGGAUCGCUGCCCCGGCUUGUCCGGCACCUGUUGCAGGCCCCUGCACUCGGUGACACCUGCUAUGUGCCGGCUUUCCUGGCAACAUACCGGACUUUCGCCACAACCCGCGGGGUCCUGGAAGUCCUGCUGGAGAGUCUACAGGCGGUUGCAGGCUCAGGCAUCAGCCCAGAAACAGCAGAGCUGCAGCGGGCUCUGGGGUCGCUGCUUUGCUCCUGGCUGGAUGGGUACCCCGAGGACUUUGUGGGGCUGGAGGCCAGCCUGAGGGACCCGCUCUGGGGCUGGCUGCAAUGGGCCCUCGGGGACGGCUCGGAGCCUGGGAAGAGCUUCCUCGCAGCCUGCCAAGAGGGCGCCCCGGGGGAGCCCAAGGAAGACGAGGGUGUCGCAGGCGACGGGGACCCCGACCCCCACUUCAUCCUGGGCCUGCAGGCGGAGGACGUGGCCGCUCACCUCACCGCGCAGGAUGCCGAGCUCUUCCUCCGCCUGGUCCCUCAUGAGUGCCUGGGCUCGCUGUGGUCACAGCGCGACAAGCGGGGCCACGAAGGGGCCUGUCCCACCGUCCGGGCCACGGUGGCCCAGUUCAACCACGUGGCCAAUGCCGUUGUCACCUCCUGCCUGGGCAACACGGGGCUGCGGGCGACGCAGCGGGCCCGGCUGCUGGAGAAGUGGAUCCGAGUAGCCGAGGAGUGCUUCUUCCUCCGUAAUCUGUCCUCGCUCUACGCUGUGGUGUCUGCACUGAAGUCCACCCCUUUGCACCGGCUCAAGCGGACCUGGGAGGAGACGUCCAGGGACUCUCUCCGCUGCUACGAGGAGCUCAGCGCCGUCUGUUCGGAGGAGGACAACUACAAGCAGAGUCGGCGGCUACUUUUCCAGGAAGGUUCCCCUUGUGGAUCCGGUGCUGACCCAAUCCAGCGCAGGCAGCAGCAGCAGCGGAGAGCUUCGGAGCAGCGCCCAACGGGUGUGGUCCCUUAUCUGGGCACUUUCCUGAAGGACUUGGUGAUGCUUGACGCAGCAACACGGAACCGGCUGCAGAAUGGGUACAUUAAUUUUGAGAAGCAUCGCAAGGAGUUUGAGAUCCUGACCCAGCUGCGCCUCCUCCAGGCCAAGUGCCACAACUAUGCACUGAAUCCUGACCGCCCCCUCCAGCGGUGGCUGCAACGCCUCCCCCGUCUCAGCGAAGCCCAGAGCUACCAGCUGUCCUGCACCAUUGAACCGCCUGCAGAGGGAGUGACCGCCGCCCGACCUGUGAAACCCACCCUGGUGAUCACCCACUGCGCAGACCUGGCCACCUCGCUGGGAAUGAGCAUGCUGGUUUCCUGGGACAAGUCCAGCACCCCACAAGCGCCGCCAGACCUCCUGCUGCCACCGCUUGCCUCCCCCUCCCCACAGGGGCAAUCGCACCUGGGCCAGCAUAUAAAGUGGCCCUCCGUCUCCUCAUUGGACACGGCCCCAGAAAACACCUCUCCCUCAUCCCCGGGAGGCCUUGCCCCCCCUCCUGCCACCGGGGGCACCUUUGUCCGGGGACACCGGCGCUCUGCCUCUUGCGGGCCGGCCUAUCCCACGGCCCCCGCCCCCGGGAGCGGCUUGCCCUCGGACUGCCGCAUCAUCCGCGUGAGCAUGGCCCUGCAGAACGGCACCCUCUACAAGAGCAUUCUGGUCACGAGUCAAGACAAGGCGCCUGCGGUGAUUGGGAAGGUGCUGGAGAAACACAACCAGGAUCGGGGCCUGGCCCCCAGCUACGAACUGGUGCAGCUACUGCCUGAAGGCCGAGAGCUGGCUUUCCCACCAACAGCCAAUGUAUUUUAUGCCAUGAACAGCACGUGCCUGGACUUCAUGCUCCGACCCAAACGGCCACAGGAGAAACGGUCCCCACCAACACCCCCUCCCAGGAUCCCUGCCCCAAGGGGGGUGGAAAUCAGCGCAACCUUCCCAAAGAUCAAAGCCACCGGGCGCAAGAUUGCCCGGGCCCUCUUCUGAGCGUGGAGAAGAGCGUGACGCCUCAGCUACUGGUCAGCAGUGGUGACCCAUUUUGACUUGGGGACUGAACUGGGACUCAUUUUUAAUACUGGGGCCAAGUUGGCUGUUAACUUUUGCUUCAUCGGAGGACACCUUGUUGUCAGAAGUGAUGCCAACAUUGGCACAACUGCGACAGGCCUUGUUGCCUGACUUGGCAGCACUGGGACACCUUUCUUUCCCUUGUAAUCUUCUCUAGCUCAAGUGAGAGGUCUGCAUCGAAGACAGGAGUGUUAUUUCAUGCCCAAAAGAGAGUUUCCAUCUGUGUUGCGCACUUCCUGUUGGUGUUGCCACUGACUUCCUGUUUCUCCUUCCAUGCUCUAAGUGCCUUCACUGCCAAGGGCAGCAUUACAAAGCUGCCCCCCCGUCAGUGGCUGCUCCUCCUGUUUGGAGAGGUGGUGGUGGGGAAGAGGCUCAUUCGUCCUCACAGCAGCUGGAAAGCAGAGCACUUAGGCUACCUUAGGAGUGUGUGCAACACUCACAAACGGCACUAUGAGAUGUUGGGGGCUGCUUCUCAGGGAGUCUCAGCCAGAUGCUGAGAUGCAAAAUUGUCUCCUCCAACCUUGGCUGCCCCACGUUGGGAAGGGGGCACUCGGCUAUGCACGUCGCGCAAAGCGAGCAUCACUGCGCUUUGCUGCUCAAUGCAAGCGAACACUAAUAUAUAUAUUUUUAAAGACACUAUGGCGUGAGGAUGAGGCUCUGGGGAGGGGUACAGCUUGAACUCCCCCCCCCCGGCCAAAUUAUCUUUCCCGAAUUGAGGAGAAAGGACCCGUGAGCGUAGCACCCUUACAGGGUGGGGCUGUUUCAGACAGUGUGACUUUUUCCGUUCUCCUAGAUGGGGCUGCUGGGAACUGUAGUCCAAAACACCUGCCGGGUGUCAGGUUGAGGAAGGCUGUUAAAAGAGGUAACCCCCACAAGCAGUCAGCCUUCCCAUCCAAAGUUGCCAUUUCAUAUAUAGGACUUAGAACUACAACUUUUCCUGUCCUCACCAGCUUAACCCAGGGCUCUUGUCUCUCCCACGCUAAGUGAGGGGUCCCUCUCCUCCUGCCCCACCUUACAUUCUUUGUUGACCCCCCCCUCACAGCACAGCAAAGUAUUUCAAAACUUUGCAGCACCCUGCUCUGUAUAUAUUUUUAUACUAUUUAAGUCUUAGCAAAAGAAGUGCCUUCUUAUGGGGCCCUUUUAACACAUUCAGGAGGAGGACAAAUGGGAGAGGAGUGGAUGCUGUGGGACAGCUGUGCCUGUUCAGUUGCCUCCUGGCCCUGCUGCUGCAAGUGGCCCCCACACGUGGAUGGCAGCAGUUCAGGGGCCAGAGACGGCUGCUUUCCUGUCGCCUGCUCUAACUUAUCCCCCCCCCCCUUUGGAGAACAAAAUACGUUUUGAAUGUUGACAUGUUUUUACUCUAAAUAAGGGACACCUAUUUUCUAUGAAUAAAAAAGGAAGCUUUGUGGUAUGAA